UGUAUUAAGCAGCUCAUUUCUGCAUGUCUAAAAAACGGUGUUUCACGCUGCGAAAUUUCAUCGAGACAGAUUGGCUCGUGAAAUAUGAACAAUCGAAGACGAGUCAAUGAUUUCACGGAUUCCUUCACCAGUUUUCGUCAGAUGUUUAUAGAGGAUCAAACUUUGUCACUAGCCUAUUCGGAAGCCAGUUUGGACAUUGGUUCUACAAAAGGCAAGCAAGAUGAUAAUAACAAUCAGUGGAAAUAUGCAAAAAAUAAAUCUCGUACUGGAUCUAUUAUCUUAGCGGGUCAUUUGGCUAGUGAACAUAGCAUCUCGCUACCCGAGUCUCUUGAGAAUGCACAUAAAGAUAGACGAGCUCUUUCAAAGGAUAUAAAUGUGUCAAAUGAGACAUCAUACAUGUCACUAAAACUAGACUUAAGUAAAUGUAUAAAUCUGUUCCAAAAUGAGUGUCCAAGUAAAGAAAGCUGUACUGCUGAAGAACUUUUGAGUUCCGCAUUAGGGAUCAGAGCUAACAGAAAUUCCAACACCCUCCAUUUCAGUGAAAAUAAAAACGUGGAAGUACAAUGCAAUUUAAGUAGAAAUUGUCCAUGUUCCAUGUCCCAAAGUUCACUAAGAAUUAUAAGCUCUCCAUUUAAUGAAAUUAGAAGAUCCAAGAGUUGCAAGACUUUUAACGAUAAUUUAAAAAUGGACAUUAACAGUGGUGUCAAAGCUGAGCUACGUUCUUCAGCAAACAGAGACGCAGUUAUGAAUAUGAAUACAAACGUUCAAAUAGUCAUUUCUCCGUGCAAGACAUUGCUGGUCUCAAAGUCUUCCACUACACCAACAAACAAGAAGGCUAAUUCUCAUUCCACAAAGGAGGAUCAGAAAUGUGAUUCUAUAAGUAGCGAGAGAAGCUCGGAGGAGGAAUGCAAUCCAUCCGAGCUGAGGGCGGUAUUAAAUUUGCUUAAUGACCAAAAGCCAUGGAAGGAGAAAGGCAUGGUACAAAAAUGUUUGAGACGCAUGUCUGCAAACUUCUACGAUUCGCCCAGAAACUUUACAGAAGAGUUUCUAACACUAAUGGAGGACUCGGUCAUAAACAACGAUACUUCGGGAGCUUUGGAGUACCCGGAAAUUAGUCUGUGCGGAUUAACCGAGAAACUUCGGAAGAUGUGCAAGUUUAUAGAGGAUGAAACCGUUUCCGAGUCUCGGUCCCCGAAUAUCGACACGUCGACACGUAAUGGAAGAAAAUAUUCAAGAGGCUGUCACGAGUCGCAACUUGAUUCCUCGCGAAAAUCUCUCGAUGCUGUCGCGACUCCGAAUAAAAAUCUGUGCGUAACGCCUACUCUUACUCGACGUAUCAAAAGCCCUAAAAAGAUCUGUAGGCCAAAGAUUAGUGCGCAAAGUCCAAAGCUGCACGAUAGCACAAGCACAUUCGUCUCUCUCGAGACGUUCUACACAAUAUUGUACCCUGACGAGGAUACGUCUCCCUCAGAGGAAAUUUGGUCGCAGUCUUUUCUAGAGGACAUGAAGCGUAUUCUGCUCGCGUGUGGAAAUCAGAUGGCUUCUUUGGACUCGCUCAACAUUUAUGAACAACUGAAAAAAGCUGUAACUUUCACCGUGGACCCGGCACACAAACCUGAUGCGGUACCUGAAACACAAGCUCCUCAAUGCAACUUGCCAGCCUCGUUACGUUUCUCACAUGAGAAACGUAACGAGGCUGGUUCGAAGAGCAUAUCGGAUGUACUUAGAAGCAAGCAGCAGGCUGAAUCGAGUAAACGUUACGAAAUGAUAAAUCUGGAUGAUUUGGAGGACGCGCUUAUGUACGAGAUCGCGAAGAAGAGACAGAGAUGCCUCGACACGGCGAAAGUAAUGCAGGAGAUCGACGCGAGCUCCGAGCCGGUUUCUUCUGGAGCAGCAGAGGCGCAGCAGUCAGAUCCAAGUAGCGCAGCCGUUGAAUUGCCGAACAUUAACGACUCCAAGUUCAUGGAAACAUUAAUGACCGUAAAGAGGUAUCAAGACUACCUCAAAGGAGCCAAACCUCUGCUGAAUUUGUUUCAGCAAUCGAGAUCGAACACUAGUAAACAGAGGCGUAACAUCAGUCCAGUCGAGAAAAAAUUUUAUCGAACAAUCGGAAGUUACGAUCAUGUAACAUCGCCGGUUGGAAUGUACAUAAGAGGUACAAAUCCUUCCUUCUCUGGUGGACAAUUUGCGGCCCAAGACGAACGAGGUGUCUCCAAAAACACCGAAAGAGGUCGGGCGAAAUCAGUGAAAACGGAUUCGGAGCAACCUGAAAUUCAUUAUACCUCCGGAGAAGAAUCCGUGCAUGUUGAACAGACGGCUCAUAAGGUCAUAAGCAGUUUUCAUGUAAAUAAUCACUGAUAUUUUAAUAUUAGAUUGUUAUGAUGUAUAUCAGCAGCGAAAUCUAUAAUACAUGUUAUUUUAUAUUUUUAUUAGAGCUGAAAGUUUUAACUUCUGUGAGAUAAAUUAGCUUUCGUUCAAUUAAACGUGCAAUUUUAUUAUUUAUACAAAUAAUAUGUGUUUAUUAUCGCGUGUUCAGACGUAGAGCAGCUUGUACAAGCUUCAUUAUUAUAAAAUUAUUAAGAUUAAAUAAUUAAAAUGAUUACAAAAGUAAACAUUUUCCUAAAAAUUCGGUACAUUUUUAUAUAAUUACGUAUAUACAAAUAUAUUUAUUCAACAAAGCUAUCGUGAAUACAUGCGGUUAUAUACAUGGUAUAAUUAAAUAGACAUAAUAAUUUAUUAAAAUGUGAAAGAGGAGAAAUCUCCGUAUGAUUGCAAUGCUUUCUUCUUCUUCUUCGCGACAGGCUCUGUACUUACGUCCUGCUUGUUCAAUCUGAAAUCAAAAAGAUUUGACUGUUACAUAAUAAACAAUUGAAACAGAAUUAUAUUUUAUUGAAAGACCAGAAGGCUCAAUAAAUUAAUUUAAUAAAAA
Messenger RNA from Ooceraea biroi (clonal raider ant), 2929 nucleotides. RefSeq lists its product as uncharacterized. Lineage: Eukaryota; Metazoa; Arthropoda; Insecta; Hymenoptera; Formicidae. The record is from RefSeq and is a predicted model, not a curated record.